AUGAGUGACACUAGAAAGCGAAGCAGCAUCUGGCUGCAGUUUAAAGAUAUUGGGAACAAGAAAGCAGAGUGCCUUCACUGCAAAACGAAGGUCACUAUAAGAGCAGGUUCCACCACAAACCUGCAUAGACAUACAAGAACUGUCCAUCCUACAGUGCAGUUAGAGGAGAGAGGGCAAGCCAGCUCACCAUCUACUGAUCCUGGUGUGUCUCAUACCAGAACAACAGCUGCUGUAACGUCUACUGCCAUCCCCAUGCGUGCAAGUAUAACCUCUCCUACUGCAACUCAAAGCAAAAUAAGUCAGUUUUUACCUAAACUGAUGACCCCAGCCAAACAGCACAGUAUUGAUGAUGAGUUGGCUAAAAUGGUAGCUUCUGAUUUUCAACCCUUUUCCAUUGUGGAGGACAAAGGAAUGAAAAACUUUGUCAAAGCCCUAAAUCCCACAUACACUCUACCCAGUAGAAAAACACUUUCCCAAACAAUGAUCCCAAAACUAUAUGACACAGAACGUGCAUUAUGGCAAGAAAGGGUGACAAAAGCUCCAUCAGUUUGCCUGACAACUGACUGCUGGACCUCCAGAACAACCUGCUCUUUCAUGUCUGUCACUUGCCACUUUAUUGAAGAUUACAAGAUGACAUCUUGCCUUCUGGACUGCUUCGAGUUCACCGACAGACACACUGCAGAAAACUUGGCAGUGGAGCUACUAAGAGUGGCAAAAGAGUGGCAAGUAGAGGACAAAGUGGUGUGCUGUGUGAGUGAUAAUGCUGCAAACAUCACCAAAGCCAUAAAAGUUUUGAAGUGGACCCAUCACCCAUGUCUGGCGCAUACACUAAACCUGGUGGUUAGAGAUGCUCUGAAGGUGAUCAAAACAACCGUGGAUAAGGUGAAGGCUGUUGUGGAGUUUUUCCACAAAAGCACAGUAGCAGCACAGAAGCUAAAGUCCACACAGCGCCAAAUGGGGAUUCCUGAACUGAGGCCCAAACAAGAGUGUGCCACCAGGUGGAACUCAACAUUUGAUAUGUUGAAACGAAUGCUUGAAAUAAAAGAUGCCAUCAUCUCCACCCUGGCCCUCAUCAACGCAUCUAUUGAGCCAUUAAGCCAAGAGGAAUGGGAGCUGGUGAAAGAGGUCUGCGCCGUCCUGCAACCAUUCCAGGAGGUGACUGUGGAGAUAAGUGCAGACAGGUACCUAGAACCAUUGAAGCAUUGUUUUCUCUACUACUAUUCAGUCACUAUUAUACAUUGCAAACACAACACAUACAGUAUAAUGCAUCACGUAUAAUAUGCCACAUACUUUUAAAAAACUAAAUUCUAAAAGUUGCUGUUUUCUCUCCUUCAGCUAUGUCACAGCCUCGAAAAUGCUCCUGCUUUGCAAAGGUCUGCAGCUGGUGACAGCCGAGAACCAAUGGACAGUAACUGUGCAGAAAGUGAAGGAAUUAGUUGCAGCUCUUUGUUCAGCCAUGGACCGCAAAUUUCUGCGGAUGGAGUACAACACUGUCCUUUCAGAAACUACCUUAUUGGAUCCAAGGUUUAAAAAACUUGCCUUCAGUGAUCGUAGAGCUGUUGAUGAAGCUCUUCAGAGGAUUAGUGCAGCAGCAGCAGCAAAAUGCACCCCCAGCAGCCAGCCAGCUCCACCAUUACAGGGCCAAGUGGAGGAGGAGCAGCAAACCUCUGCUGUUUGGAGGCUUUUUGAUGACAGAGCUACAGGAGAUGCUUCAAGGAGAAAUCCGACAGCUGAUGCUAUAAUGGAGGUGAGGAGCUACCUUGAGGAGCCCCUCAUCCAGAGAGCAGAAGACCCACUGAGCUGGUGGCAGGCCAAGGCCUCAGUCUUUCCACUCCUGGUGAAGGUGAUGGAGGGGAGACUAUGUAUUGUUGCCACAUCAGUUCCUUCUGAGAGAAUCUUCUCCAAAACAGGGCAGAUACUCACGGAGAGGCGAAAUCGUAUCAGGCCUAUCAGCCCAUCCAAGCUGAGGCAUCUGAUCUUCCUGAAUGCCAACCUGCCCUGAGGACUAAUGCUGUUUGCUGGAGUUUGGUUCUGGUUUUGAUUCUGUUCUGUGGAUUUGUUUGAAGUUUAUUGUUAAUUUGUGCAAUAAAAAAGUUUAAUUGAAAUAAACAAAUGUAAGAGUGGUUUUGUCACAGAAUAAAUGCACAGAAUUAGGCAUUAUAAGGUCUCUCAUAAAAACACUGAAAGCAAAAGGGUUUUCAACACAUAAACCAUGAUUUUUUUUCAAAGUUAAGGUAAAAUAUAGGCUACAAAAGAUCCUAAAUAAAGAGCCGUUCGGGAGUCGAAAGAGCCGGCUCUUUAGCCUGAGCGAAAUUUCCUCGACGUCACAUGUUAAUGCAGAAGCUCAACAUCUAUCUUAUACUGCC
Coregonus sp. 'balchen' is the source of this 2366-nucleotide messenger RNA. The record is from the annotation of a GenBank genome assembly. NCBI's taxonomy places the organism in Eukaryota, Metazoa, Chordata, Actinopteri, Salmoniformes, Salmonidae.